GUAUUUUUUUCGAAUUUUUGAUUUAUUUCUUAAUCAAAAAUUAUUAUUUUUCUUUGUUUGAUUAGGGAACUGUUCAAUUUGGGAUCUGUCCGAUCCUUCCCACUUGUCUGCUGCCUACCUAUUCCUCCCCCUCUCCCGGGCACGACAGUGCAUGCCACCGCUCACUCGAUCACAGACCAAGGCCAUGGACCGGAAGACGGGAGAAUCCCUCAUGGCCUAUGAGGAACGCCUGGCUGCUUUCAUCCAGGAGGCCAAUGAUAGGGCCGCCGCCGCGGCCAAGGAAUGCAGUCAGAUUGAGCAAGAAGAGGAGGCCAAGCGACAGAAGGAGGAACAGGACCGACUUCGUCAAGAGGAAGCAGACCUGCAGGCAACAGCCGAACACCGGUCACGCCAGCGGGAACGACUGUUCACGCGGGAGACCGUGAUUGGCGAUGAGGCCGCACAUUGGGUGGAAGUGGCAUCUGUCGACGGGGCCCCGGAAACUGAGAAAGGGCUGUCAGCCCUUGCGCAGGUCUCCCACGACCUCGUGGCCACCUGCGCUCUGCAGCAGGAGGAAAUCCUUCACCUGCAGCAGACAAUGGACCAGAUGCUCGCACGGCUGCAGGCGUUGGAGAAACAGCCAGUUGCUGUAGCAGCCGCAGGGCCUUCAAACCUUGCCACCCAUGUUCAAGUUUUGGAGGACGACGUCAGCAAUAUCAAGCGUGUGCAUCAGGACUUCAGGAUGUCGCAGCAAGCAACGAACUUGCAGUUGGAGACGCAGGUCCAGGCUGCUGCCACCGUGACGCCCGCCGCCGCAUCCUCCCGGCGCCCACCCAAACUGGAUGACAUUCCAGUUUUUUGUGAUCAGUCCAAGACGGAACCGAUCCCGUGGUGGCGCCAGUUUACUCUCAGGCUCGACAUGCACCAUGUCCCGAACAACGACCGACAUCCGUGCUUGUACCACCGAUCUGGUGGUGCGUGUCAAGCAUGGCUGGACAACAUCUUGACCAGCCACGGCGUAGCAGUGUCGGAACUGCACACCAAGCUCACUUGGCAGGAGUUGACUGAAGCCUCGCACAAGCGAUUCCAAGUGGAGCCGCCCGACCUGCAAGCGAUGGACAAGCUCAACAAGCUCCAUCAGAACACGCUGCUCAGUCGGGACUGGGUUACCGAGUUCCAAAGACUCGCCUCCACACCUUACCUGCCGCUCGCCUUCCGCGCCAUCAAGCACUUGUUUAUGAUGCGCUCGUGUCCAGCUCUGCAAAACGCGAUGACGCAGAUUCCAAAGACACUCGACACAUCUGACAAGCUUUUCAGCACAGCGUCACGGAUCAUUCUCACGAAUAUCGAAGCCCACAACGCCGACCGAUCUUCCGCGACGACGAGCGGCACCCAGCCCAAGCCAAAGGUGGCUUGCAUUACUUCUACCGAGGCUGCAACACCAAACGAGGGUGAAGUGUUGGCAGCUGCCCGAGAUGGUGGCCAGCCGCGCAACAACUACGGCCGCGACAAGACGAAGACUCAGUCCACCUCUACACCGAGCACCGGAUCAGCCGCCGAUGAACCUUGGGCACAAUACGGACUCUCGGCGAAACCGAAAGUAGGCGCCGCCGAGGGUGACUCGACACCUCCCUCGACACCAUCGGAAGCGGUUGUGCGCACGACCGCCCUUUCUUCCGAGGCAUAUCCGAAUGUCGGGAGUCUUCCACUUUCGUUCGAAGACUUCGCUGCCCUGCUCGUUCCUUCAUUGGAUGCUUCUCAAGGACAAGAUACAUGUGCGGCUUUCUCACCGUCCGAAGGUUCUUCCGCCUGUUCGUCUUCAUCAAGGGGUUCGGCAAGCGUGUUCAACGAGGAGGCUUUGGACCCGCUCACGCCCGAGGACUUCGCUUGGAUUCCUCUCCCUACGAUGGGCAACCUUCCGGGGCUGCAAAGCGCAGCCCUAUGCGCCCUCUUACACGAGUAUCUUUCCUUCCAUGCACCACCAACUUCGCCGACGGUAGACGAAGUCGCGGUGGGGGACAUGCUUGGCUAUGUUGCCAAGGUGGCCCGCGAGUUUGUCUCGCAACGGUACGAGGAAAACAACGCAUCGUUGCUCUACGUUUGCAUUCAGAUUGGGCAAGCGGUCUGCAACGCUUUGCUAGAUUGCGGCGCAACUCGCAACUUCAUCAGCCAGUCCUUCAUGACUCGGGCUGGCCUUGGCGCACAAGUACGGAGGAAGUCACAUCCGACGACGGUCGCUCUUGCCGACGGUAAGACGAAACAACUUUUAGACCGUUACAUCUCGGUUGUCCCGGUGUACUUUGCACCGCACGCAUGUGAACCCGUCACUUUUGACGUGUUGGACACCGACUUCGAUGUCAUUUUGGGGAUGCCUUGGCUUUCUAGCGCGGACCACAUGGUCAAUUUCCAUCGACGCACGCUCACGAUUCGUGAUGCAACUGGCGCCUAGGUCCCGUGUACUAUUCCUCCUCCUCGCUCUUCCAUUCGGUGCCAAGUCGUGAGUGCCAAAUCUUUUCGAGACACAUGCCGUUCCGAGCAUGUCGAAGAGAUUGGCAUCGCUUUUCUUCGAACCAUCCCGACGACCGAUUCAUCGUCCACGAAUGUGUCUUCCGACCCCCGUGUAACCCGGUUGUUAGACGAGUUCUCGAAUGUUUUUGAGACACCCUCCGGUAUAGUGUCGGACCGGCCAAUCUCUCACGAGAUCAUACUUGAGGCCGGCGCCGUGCCACCGAAG
Messenger RNA from Chara braunii, 2713 nucleotides. NCBI's taxonomy places the organism in Eukaryota, Viridiplantae, Streptophyta, Charophyceae, Charales, Characeae. The record is from the annotation of a GenBank genome assembly.